AUGUUGGACUCUGAUGACUGCGUGUUGUCCCUGGACAAUCUGUUUUUUGAGAAGCCUAUUGUCCACAAAGUAAAGCCACUGCACCAGGAAGUCAGUCCAUGGCAGCUCGAAGCACCUCCAUCACUUUCACAAUUUCCAGCGACUCAGGAUUUGCAGGAGGAGGCAGAGUCUCUCUCUACUCUCUCUAGAUCAACUGGCAUGAAGGUCUUACCAUCAAAAGUAAACAGUUCGUUCAGUUACACGGACAAUGAGAAAGAGAUUGAAAGUCAGGAUGGCAGCAGAAGCACCAGCAGAUGUGGCAGUCUUUGGGAAGAUGAAGAGAUCAGGGAAUACUCUCAGGGUGCCUGUCAGAGCAGUAGAGGGGGAGAUGAAACACCUAAGGACUCUGGUCAUGUGGCCACCAGCUGGAGAUGUUUGUCUCUGGACCCACCUCUACGGAGAAGCCUGUUCAAGGUUCAGCCUCUGAACAAAGGAGGUGACUCGUCAAACACACAUGACCUCAGUGGAAGCAGCAGCCAGACAGCAUCCAGACCUCAAACUUUUCUCACUCAGGUUACCAUGGCGACUGCAACUCCUCCUCCACCUCCUCCACCUCCUCCUCCUCUUCAGCCGUCACGGGCGACCAUUAGCCAAGGAGCUCCUCCUUUUUUUCCCGAGUCCCCCUUUUCACCCCCUCCUUUGGGCUCAUCUGCAGCGAGUGACCGACCCCCGCGGCAGACAGCACAUGCUGAGAUGCAGGACAAGGGCACAAAGAGAGCCUUCGUUCUGCCCAUGACACCUCAGCCGCUCUGCAUACAAGGUCGCUGCACAUCUGGAGUUUUGCGGCCAGUUUCUGAAAUCCCAGCGAAAUUCAGAUCAGUCUUCAGCGACUUCCCCUUUUUUAACUAUGUUCAGUCUAAAGCACUGGAUGAUGUUCUUUACACAGGUAACAACUUUGUGGUAUGUGCUCCCACUGGAUCUGGUAAAACGGUGCUGUUUGAGCUGGCUAUAAUCCGUCUGCUAAUGGAGACAUCAGAGCCUUGGAGAGACGUCAAAGCUGUCUACAUGGCCCCCAUCAAAGCCCUGUGCAGUCAGUGCUUUGAGAGCUGGAAGAAGAAGUUUGGUCCUCUGGGGCUGAACUGUAAGGAGCUGACGGGUGACACGGAGAUCGAUGACUUCUUUGAGAUUCAGGAGUCCCACAUCAUCUUGACAACCCCUGAAAAAUGGGACAGCAUGACAAGAAAAUGGAAAGACAACUGUCUGUUACAGCUGGUCAGGCUCUUUCUUAUUGAUGAGGUGCAUGUGGUGAAGGAUGCGACCCGAGGUGCCACUCUGGAGGUGGUGGUGAGCAGGAUGAAGGCCGUACAUGCCUACAGGACGGCACAGAAUCCAGAGAAAGACCUGUCUAUGAGGUUCGUGGCUGCAUCAGCCACUAUACCCAACAUCUCUGAUAUAGCAGACUGGCUCUCUAAUGAGAGUGGUCCAGCCACAUAUCUGGAAAUGGAUGAGAGCCAUCGUCCUGUGAAGCUGAGGAGGGUGGUGCUGGGAUUCCCCAGCAGCCCAAACCAAACAGAGUUCAAGUUUGACCUGUCACUCAACUACAAGAUGGCCAACAUCAUUCAAACAUACUCUGACCAGAAGCCUGCUCUUGUGUUCUGCUCUACAAGGAAAGGAGCCCAGCAGUCAGCUACAGUUCUGGCUAAGGAUGCUCGCUUCAUCAUGAGCAUUGAGCACAAGCAAAGAUUGAUGAAAUAUGCAAACUCUGUUCUGGAUUCAAAACUAAGAGAUCUGGUGAUGUUAGGUGUUGGAUUCCAUCAUGCAGGAGUUGAUGUGUCUGAUAGGAAGCUGAUAGAAAAGGCCUUCACUCUGGGAGACCUGCCUGUCCUCUUUACCACCAGGACUCUGGCCAUGGGAGUGAACCUACCAGCUCAUCUUGUGGUGAUCAAGUCCACCAUGCAGUACGUGUCGGGCUCCUGUGAGGAGUACAGCGAGGCAGACCUGCUGCAGAUGAUAGGAAGAGCUGGAAGACCACAAUUUGACACAUCAGCGACUGCAGUGAUCAUGACCAAGAUGCAAACCAAGGACAAAUACAUGAAACUCAUGAAUGGGAUUGAAAUCACUGAGAGCAGCUUACACAGUCACCUGGUUGAGCACCUGAAUGCUGAGAUUGUUCUCCAAACCAUCAGUGAUGUCAACAUGGCUCUGGACUGGAUACGCUCCACCCUCCUCUACAUCAGAGCCCUCAAGAACCCCACAUACUACGGUUUCUCGGCUGACUUGGACAGAUACGGAAUUGAAGCGAAAUUACAAGAACUGUGUCUGAGGAAUCUAAACUCUCUGUCUUCCCUCGGUCUGAUUGACAUGGACGAGGACAUCAACAUAAAGCCAACUGAGGGCGGCAGAUUGAUGGCAAGGUACUUUGUUGCCUUUGACACCAUGAAACAGUUCAGCCAAGUGUCCGGCACUGAGAGCCUGUCUGACCUGAUUGAGUUGGUGUCAAAGAGCAAAGAGUUCAGCGACAUUCAGUUAAGAGUGAACGAGAAGAGGCCUUUGAAUACUUUAAACAGAGACAAGAACAGAAUCACGAUCAGGUUUCCUAUGGAGGGAAAGAUCAAAAGCAGUGAGAUGAAAGUAAACUGCUUGAUUCAGGCUCAGUUGGGUUCCAUUUCAAUCCAAGAGUUUGGACUCACACAGGACACAGCAAAGAUCUUCAGGAAUGGGAUGCGCAUCAGCAAAUGCUUGUCGGAGUUUCUUAGUCAGACACCCAAGACAGUUUUUUCUGCUCUGCUCAACUCCCUGAUCCUGGCCAAAUGCUUCAGAGCCAAGCUUUGGGAAAACUCGCCGUAUGUCUCCAAACAGCUCGAGAAGAUAGGCCAGACCUUAUCAACUGCCAUGGUGAACGCUGGACUCACCACGUUCAGCAAAAUAGAGGAAUCCAAUCCUAGAGAGCUUGAGCUGAUUGUCAACAGACAUCCCCCAUUUGGAAACCAGAUCAGAGAGUCUGUCAUAUGUCUCCCAAAGUAUGAAGUAACUCUGGAGCAGCUUCCUAAGUGUAGCUGUUCCACGGCUGAGAUUUUGGUGAAGGUGAACCUUAAAAACCAAGCCCAGCUGCUGUCCAGGAGAACGGCUCCCGACCACCACUUUGUCUCUCUGAUCAUUGGCGACUCCGACAACACCGUGGUCUUCCUGCAGAAACUCACGGACUCGCUGAUGUUGAAGUGUGGCAGCUGGUCAAAGAAGAUUGAGGUGACUAAGGCCUCAAAGGGAGAGGAGAUCCGUGUCAAUCUCAUCAGCUCAGAAUAUGUGGGCCUGGACAUCCAGCAGAAGUUCAACGUGUACUACUCCAGAGCCAGGAGUUUUGAAACUGAUAAUCGAUACCAUACAUCAUAUGAUCCUACUGGACAGAGACCACAGAACUCUGCACUGAAACCACAGCUUCCAGUUCAGGCUGUGGCUCAGAGGGAAGGUGCCACAUAUUUUGCCGAACCAGGCAACAAAAGACAGUGCAACCACUUCUGCAAGAAUAAAGAUCUCUGUGCGCAUGACUGCUGUAAAGUGGGUGUAACUGUGGCACGGAAGAGGGCAACAAAUCAAGAAUCCGGUUUUUCUUCCUAUUUGAACGACCUGUGGAACAGGAGUGACACCCUCGCACAGACUCCUGUCAAACGACUCAAGAUGAGAAUGAACAAGCAGAGUGUGUCUGUCAACAUGCAGGAGUUUUCCUACAAACCCAAAGAGAGACUAUCUACUGUUCCCAGGUAUGGAGCUAAUCUAUAUGAAGGUUCAGUGACACCUCACGCUCAGACUGUGGACCUGACAGGAGAAGACUUCACUCAGCUGCCAGGCACAGUUUGCCUGGACGAGUUUGACAGCGGUUCCUUAGUGUGGGUGAACCCAGGAGUCAGCGUUGGGCCUUGUCCGAAUGAUAAUCCUCUUCUCAACCAGAACAAUAAAAUAAACUCAGUUUACCCAAAGAGGUCAUCUGCCAUGUCAGAUCAGGGUGUUCACUGUGAGAACACAGCAUUCUCACAAAUACCCACUGUGAACUUUGAUCUUGGAAGUGAAUGGGACGACUGGGGUGACUUUGAUGACGAGAACUUGGUGCAUGCGAGCGAGACAUCAAUGGUCUCGAAUGCUGCUACUGCCAGACCUCAAGUCCAGAAGUCUGUUGCCCUUAACACAGCAGGCUUUACUGCUGCAUCAGUUUUCACCCAUCAGUCACAAGUCAGGCAGUGUGUAAACACCUCUGCCCGAACACCACUCAAGUCAAUUUCACCGACUUUCAGUCCUGAAAUCAGAAGACCAGGACCCUCACCAGCAGUCAGACCACAGAGCAGAAUCACACUUGACUGGAAUAAAAAGAGACAGAACAGCUUCACUGGAGAUAUCCCACUAAAAACACAAGAAAAUCUACCCCAACAAAGCAAGACCUGUGUGGCCCCUCUCACCAGGUUUGAUUUCUUCUCAUCAAUGAUUGACUCAAGCGGCACAAGCUCAUCUGUCAACACAAGCACCAACAGCAAAGAAGAGGAAGCGUUCAUUGGAAUAUUUGAUGGCAUAUUUUAGAAGGAAUUGCUGUGCAAAAUAUUUAAGCUUUGAGCUUUACAUCAGAUGUUCAGUGUUUCAAAUUCAUGUUAUUAUAUAUUUAUAUUGAAAAUGGAACAAAAUGUUUCCAAUGACGGUUCCCAAGUUUACUCCUGUUAUUUAUGCAUUUAUUUAUUUAUAAAUAAAGUGUUUGUUUGUU
Molecule: messenger RNA, 4723 nt
Organism: Labrus mixtus (cuckoo wrasse)
Lineage: Eukaryota; Metazoa; Chordata; Actinopteri; Labriformes; Labridae
Gene: hfm1
Product: helicase for meiosis 1
Exons: 38
Coding region: 1-4545 (1514 amino acids)
Molecular function (GO): ATP binding; nucleic acid binding
Source: RefSeq, a predicted model, not a curated record